UUAUAUCAUCAGGAGGAGGAGAGGAGGACUUUAUAUCAUCAGGAGGAGGAGAGGAGGACUUUUGUUUAUUUGUAUCAUUUAUACUUUGUGUUUUAUGUUUGUGACAUCAUCAGUGUUAUAGAAGUCAUUCAUUGUCUUUGUCGUUAUUUUUGACGAAUUGUUUAAGAAGUGAUGAAUAAUCAGUAACUGUCAUGUUGAGUCGUUGUUCAUUCAAGUGAAAAUGAUUCAGGUGUGAUUAUUUUGUGUUUUUCCUUCUGUGACCAUGACGACACGUGAAGACGUCACUGAGGCUUGACAGAAGAUGAUGAUGAGGAAAAUGAAUCAAUAGUAAAAUUAAUAAUAAGUUUCAGUCGUACUGGAUUUCUGUUAAAUGUUCUAAGAUGUGGUCUUUGUCAGCUGAUGUAGACAUGAUUGAGGCCUCGCUGUGUUUGUCUCGAUCAGCUGAUGUGUUUUAUUUCCACUCUGCUGGUUGUGUUUCUUCCUCACGUCGUCUCGUCUCUGAGCGGCUGCAGCUCGCUGGGCGGCGGCCUGUCAGCUCCAGCUGACAGCGGCUGAAGAACAGCAGGAGGAGAGAAGCAGCCAGCAGAAACAACACGGUGAGGAUCGAAGCGGUCGGAGUGGACGUCUCACUGCUGCAGCAGCGGAUCAGGUCACCAUGAGUCUGGACGAGGACGCCCGCUGGCUGGAGUGGAUGACCAAACAGUUUGAGAGCAUCGCCGGAGACGACAAAGAGAUCGACCUGGACGAGUUUAAAACAGCGCUCAAGGUCAAAGAGUCUUUCUUCGCAGAGCGUUUCUUUGCUCUGUUCGACUCGGACGGCAGCAGCUCCAUCAGCCUGGACGAGCUGCUGAAAGCUCUGGACAUGCUGAUCCACGGCAGCGAGACGGACAAGCUCAAGUUCCUCUUCCAGGUGUACGAUGUGGAUGGCAGCGGUUCCAUCGAUCCGGACGAGCUGCGAACAGUUUUGAAGUCGUGUCUGCGUGAGAGCGCCAUCUCUCUGCCGGAGGAGAAGCUGGAUGAUUUGACUCUGGCGUUGUUCGAGUCGGCCGAUAAAGACAACAGUGGCGCCAUCACCUUCGAGGAGCUGAAAGCCGAGCUGGAGAACUUCCCCGAGGUCAUGGAGAACCUCACCAUCAGUGCUGCUAACUGGUUGAAGCCUCCUGAUGUGGAUCAGAAGAAGCGUCACGCUCCUCGUUACCUGACUCGAGCCUACUGGCACAACAACAGCCGGAAGCUGCUGUUCCUGUGUCUGUACGCCUGCCUCAGCCUGCUGCUGUUUGUGGGGGCCAUGCUGCAGCACAGUCAGGGUGGCGCCUGGUACAUGGUGGCCAAGGGCUGCGGACAGUGUCUCAACUUCAACUGCACCUUCGUCAUGGUCCUGAUGCUGCGGCGCUUCCUGACCUGGCUGAGGGCGACCUGGGUGGUGAGGGUCUUACCUCUGGACCAGAACAUCCUGCUGCAUCAGAUCGUGGGCUACGCCAUCCUCUGCUACACGCUGGUGCACACCACCGCUCACGUCCUCAACUUCGUGCAGCUGUCGGAGCGCAGUGAGUUCAGUGUGUGGGAGUACCUGCUGACCACCAGGCCGGGGAUCGGCUGGGUGAAGGGGACGGCGUCGGUGACCGGAGUCGUCCUGCAGGUCGUCAUCUGCCUCAUGGUGCUCUGCUCCAGCACCUUCGUUCGGCGCAGCGGACAUUUUGAAGUGUUUUACUGGUCUCACCUGUCCUACGUGUGGGUGUGGUCUCUGCUCAUGGUUCACUGUGCAAACUUCUGGAAGUGGUUUUUGGUCCCUGGUUUGCUCUUCCUGCUGGAGAAGAUUGUAGGAAUCGCUGUGUCUCGUAUGGGAGGGCUUUACAUCGUGGAGGUCAACCUGCUGCCAUCCAAGGUGACUCACCUGGUGAUCAGACGGCCUCAGUUCUUCCAUUUCAAACCUGGAGAUUACGUCUACAUCAACAUCCCGGUGAUCGCAAAGUACGAGUGGCAUCCGUUCACCAUCAGCAGCGCUCCAGAGCAGUCAGAUUCUCUGUGGCUCCACAUCCGCUCGAUGGGUCAGUGGACCAACCGUCUGUACGAGUACUUCAGACAGCCAGAGAGCCAGACGGUCAGCCCCAAGAGACUGGCCACCAGCCUGAGGAACCACCGGCAGCUGCUGAAGGCCCAGGUUCAACACACACACACACACACACACACACACACACACACACACACACACACACACACACACACACACACACACACACAUUCCACCUGUGUCUCACCUGUGACCUCCUCACAGGAGGACCUGUUCAGCUCUACCAACUGUAAUGGAGCAGUCGCUUCUAAUGAGGACGAUGCCAUUGAGCUGAUGAUGUACCGUCAGAGCGGGCCCCAGACCGAUGUGGCCCCGGACCAGAUGUCUGGAUCUGAAGGGCCAGACGAGCCUCUUCCAGACGAGCUGGAUCCAGCAGAGAGAGGAGAGGCUCCUCCACUCAGAGAGGUGUCUGCCAAGUUUGGUGAGAAUCACAGGUUCUGCAACAUUAAGUGUUAUGUGGACGGACCGUAUGGGACUCCUACCAGACAGAUCUUUGCCUCAGAGCAUGCGGUCCUGAUCGGGGCCGGUAUCGGCAUCACACCGUUCGCCUCCAUCCUGCAGAGCAUCAUGUACAGAUAUCGCAGGAGGAAGCAGAACUGUCCCAACUGUAACUACUCCUGGUGUGAAAACAUCAAAGACAGCGACAUGAAGCUCCGUAAAGUCGACUUCAUCUGGAUCAACAGAGACCAGAAGUCAUUUGAAUGGUUUGUCAGCUUACUGACCAAACUUGAGAUGGACCAGGCAGACGAGGAGCCAGAAGGUCGCUUCCUGGAGAUGCACAUGUACAUGACGUCUGCUCUCAGUAAGAAUGACAUGAAGGCCAUCGGCCUGCAGAUGGCGCUGGACCUUCUGGCCAAGAAAGAGAAGAGAGACUCCAUCACUGGACUGAGGACCAGAACCCAGCCUGGACGACCUGAGUGGGGGAAGGUGUUUCAGAAGGUGUCCGAGGAGAAUAAAGGCAAAGUGCACGUGUUCUACUGCGGCUCUCCUGCUCUGGCUAAAGUCAUCAAAGCUCAGUGUGAACACUUCGGCUUCAACUUCUACAAGGAGAAUUUCUGAGGAGGUCACCUGCUGUCCAACAUACAACUCCUGCUGUGUGUGUGUGUGAGUGUCCAUGUGUGUCUGCGUGCAUGCGUGUGUGUGUGUUGUUUCUCUCCAUAACAACCGUCUGUUGUGUUUCCUGCUUGUGUGUGGGAGCGUUGGAUGCCGUGUUUGCUGUUAAAUCAUUUAUGCACUGGUGUGAUUUUACUGGUGACAUCAUUUAUAUAAUGUACCUGUGUAGGUCAGGUGACUCAUUUAUGUAUAGAGAAUUAAUCAGGUUAUUAAAAAUCUCAUAAA
Molecule: messenger RNA, 3409 nt
Organism: Acanthopagrus latus (yellowfin seabream)
Lineage: Eukaryota; Metazoa; Chordata; Actinopteri; Spariformes; Sparidae
Gene: nox5
Product: NADPH oxidase, EF-hand calcium binding domain 5
Exons: 16
Coding region: 656-3130 (824 amino acids)
Biological process (GO): superoxide anion generation; defense response
Cellular component (GO): plasma membrane; NADPH oxidase complex
Molecular function (GO): calcium ion binding; superoxide-generating NAD(P)H oxidase activity
Source: RefSeq, a predicted model, not a curated record